AUGUCUCUACGUUUUAUUGCUUCAAAAUCUUUGAACAACUUCAACAGAACUCUUCUAGUAAGAAAAAAUAAUCUAAACCUAAUUAACUUUAGAAGAAACUUCAUCUCUUCAAUCGUUUUGAAAAACCAAAUCUCUACUAAAGUUAAUGACAUUUUAAAGUCUGAACACAAUUUGGAAAUUGAAAAUAUCAAAUCACAAGAUUUUUCAAAUGAAACUUUCAACAAUUUUCUACAAAAAUAUGAUUUCAGUUUGAUCGAUAACUCAAACGGUAAAAACAUGUCAGAAAUUAAAAAGACAACGAACGAUGAAACUAUCCACGUAUUCUUCGACGUUGCCCAAGUUGCAAACUUACCAUUCGAUCCAAUGGCAAACAAUGCUAAUAACGAUCAGGCCCAAUCAAAUGAAAUGAUCACUGAAGAAGACUUCGAUUCUUUAUCCGAUAACUUUGCAAAUGUUAACGUAGUCAUUACAAACAAUUCCAAUAAAAAAACCGUAUCAUUCGAAUUGCUAAUGAAUUUGGCUGAAGGUUCUUUCUAUAUCGAUAGUGUAACACCUUAUGAAAAUGAACAAAAAGCCUUGGAUGAAUCAGCAGAAGCUGAAGUCUCUCGUGAGUUAGUUUACCAUGGCCCUCCUUUCUCCAACUUGGACGAAGAAUUACAAGAAUCUUUGGAAUUAUAUUUGGAAAGUAGAGGUAUCACUUCUGAAUUAUCAUCUUUUAUCACUUCUUAUUCCGAGUUUAAAGAGAAUCACGAAUAUGUUAACUGGUUAGAUAAUUUAAAACAAUUCUUUGGCAACUAA
This is a messenger RNA of Vanderwaltozyma polyspora DSM 70294, 798 nucleotides long. RefSeq names its product Mam33p (gene MAM33). Gene Ontology annotation, cellular component: mitochondrial matrix. The transcript has a single exon. Lineage: Eukaryota; Fungi; Ascomycota; Saccharomycetes; Saccharomycetales; Saccharomycetaceae. The coding region runs from base 1 to 798 and encodes 265 amino acids. The record is from RefSeq and is a predicted model, not a curated record. Gene Ontology annotation, biological process: cytosolic ribosome assembly.